Ceutorhynchus assimilis (cabbage seed weevil) is the source of this 2728-nucleotide messenger RNA. The record is from the annotation of a GenBank genome assembly. Lineage: Eukaryota; Metazoa; Arthropoda; Insecta; Coleoptera; Curculionidae.
GAAUUAGGGAAACACUGUUAAAAAUGGUACGUUAAAUCAUAUUCUGUUGUGUAUUGGAAAUCUCUAAUAUUUUUAUCCCUAAAGCCACAACAGAUUUCACUUAAAAUCAGUAAAUUUUGAACCAAAAUGCCGUGCGGUCGUCGGCAAUCUUACAACGUAAAUCCAAGCAACAAAAAAGACAAUUCUUUUAAGCUAUUUAUUACGUUUUUAUUGGCAGUACUUUUGGUUUAUCUUGUGAUUUAUGCUUUGAUUGUAAUUUUAACUAAGCAAAGAAAUUACGGAAAGGAAAAUGAAAAACCAAUUAUUAAAAGUUCUGCAACAAUUUUCUCAUUGCUUUAUCAAAAAGACAAUUUGAAUAUCUCAGAAGAAUCUACAGAAGCAAGCAAUGAUAAAGAGCAACUUUACACAACAACAACUGGAAAUAAUGAAGACUCCACUGAAGAACCAAUAGAAUUAGAAUCAGCAACUACAGAAAAUGAAAUUUCUACAUUAUCUACAAAUAAACAAACAUCUACAGCUGAAGAAAAUCCAAUAUUGAUUGCUAUUGAAUCUACUUAUUUGGCAGCUACUAAGCUACUGACAUCUACAACAGACAAAGCAAUAACUGAAGAAAUAUGCCAACGUCCUGAUUGUAAAAAGAUGGCAAUUGAUUUAUUGAAGAAUAUCAAUUUUUCCAUUGAUCCGUGUGAGGAUUUUUAUCAGUUUUCUUGCGGCAAUGAAGCCAAAUCAUCCAAUUCUGAGGAUUUUGAUGUUUUGUUUGAAGAAAUUGAAAACCCAAAAGACGAUGGUGUGAGGAGUUUUGGAAGAUUUUUCAACAGUUGUUUGGAUUAUACGAAACAGUUUGAUACAAUUAAACAAAUUUUGAGCAUAAAUGUCCGUUCGAGCAAUAUGACCACAUUGCUUGGCUUUUUGUUGCUCCGCCAAUCGACUCCUCUAUUUGAAAUAGUCGAGGGAAGUAAUGGUGAAAUACAGAUCCUUCCACCAAACUCCUACGACACAGACAUUUUGGAAAACUGGUCAUUGAAAACUCACAUAGACAAACAUUGUUUAACUUCCCGGAAUUUAGAUGAUUAUAAACAAUGUCAAAGCAAAACAUUGAACAAAAUGUUGAAAAACUUACAUUCGUUUAAAAACAAUGAGAAGCCAAUGGGAGAUGAUUUUGUACUAAAUAUUAUAAAGCAACAAAUCCCCACUAUCAAUAUCCAAGAAGCUCUCUUCAAAAAAUCUUGCCAACAAGUCGAUAUACCACAACUCAAUAAAAACUAUCCCAUUAUUGACUGGCAAAUACUUUUAAGUACAAUCUCUGAAACUCAAAACUCAAUUUGCAUUUACUUUAAAAGCGACUAUUUCGACCCAAUAAUGUCAGAUUUGAAGUCCAAAAACGAAUCCGAAGUCCUCAACUCCAUAAAAGACUAUUUCCAGUUGCAACUUUACCAAAACUUAAUUUUCCAACGAAAUAGUGAAUUUUGCAUGAAUCAAGCAGUUGCAUUGAUGCCUGAAAUUGCUGAAAAAAUAUUUCAGAAAUAUGUUUUCAAUAAUGAACGAUUUGAAAAGAUGUUUGAAGAAGUUAAAGCUAAAUUCAAUUGGUUGAUUGAAGUAUCAAAACUCAAAGAAGAUGACAAAAGUUUGCUACAAAAUAAGCUUAAGCUUUUGAAAAUUGAGUAUAACACAAAGAAAUUUGCACCAGAGGAUUAUCAUGAUGCAAAUGAUGAUUAUUUGACAAAAUUAUUUAUGCUACUUGAAGUUAAAAGAAUGAUUCACAAGGAGAAAAAGACAAUUUUAUUUAAAAAAAUUGAUCUAGUUAAUGACACAAUAAUUGCUUCAUUUACAAAACAACUACCAGGCCAGAUUUUCAUAUAAAAUUCCACAUAAGCAGGGCGAUUGCAAAAUAUUUCCAUCAACAAAAUAUAAAUAACAGCUUAUACCAAGAGUUUCAGAAAAGUCUGAAUACAAAUCUGGAAAACAAAUUAGAUGGCGGAUUAUUGAAAGAAAAUUGGUCUAAAUUAGUUCCGGCUUCAACAUUGGAGAGGACUGUAGAUAAUUUGGCUUUGCAAGUAGCUUUUGAAAGUUAUUUUGCUGGAAAUGUUAAUACGAGGAAACUGCCAUGGAUAUCUGAGGUUUAUACGGAUCAGCAACAGUUUUUUUUGGGGAUUGGACAAGAUAUUUGCGAAUCUUCUUUGCCCCAACCACAAAUCAUAGAAGAAACCAAAAAUCUACCGCCAAAAUUCCGCCUCGAUGCCAUGCUAACAAAUUCCCAAAAUUUCGCAAAAUCUUUCAGCUGUCCUGAGGGAAGCACCAUGAAUCCUGCAGACGAGAAAAUCGAAUUCGAUCAGUUCGAAUUCGAAGAGGAAUACGAUUUUAUUGAAUAAAUAUUAUGCAUUUAUUAUAUACUUAAAUAAAACAAAAAUAGUUGGUAAUUCAAGGCAUUUUAUUUGAAUCAUCCCAGUCCUCCACCAGCUAAAGAAGCUAACACAUUGCUACCGAUUCUAUUAGCAAUAUCUGCAGAUAAAUCGUCUACAUCUGAAAGUACUAGUGAAGUUUUUGUAGACAAAGGAAUUCGGGUUUGUGUAGCUCUAUAUCCAUUAUCGUCAGCUAUAUAGCUAACAUUGUAAGCUACAUUUCCGAUUUUAUAGAAAUAAUAGCCUCUAACAACCCAAACUUGUCCAGAUUCUUUUUGAACAAAUUCUCCUGAUUCUUCUCUUUCAGAAUCAAAGGCAGAAUAUCUAAA